Striga hermonthica is the source of this 3249-nucleotide messenger RNA. Lineage: Eukaryota; Viridiplantae; Streptophyta; Magnoliopsida; Lamiales; Orobanchaceae. The record is from the annotation of a GenBank genome assembly.
AUGGGCAAGCAGAAGCAGCAAGUAAUCUCCCGCUUCUUCGCGCCCAAACCCUCCGCCUACACCACCCCCGGCCCGCCGCAACCCCAGAACCCGCCCUCCACCCCACCGCCCAAAAUCGCCACCACCGUCUCCUUUUCCCCGGCCAAACGCAUCCGUACCGGCCAGCUCAACGCCCUCCACAACAAGCCCCAAAAGCUCAGCCACCCGGCCUCACCCAGCAAAAACUCCAAUUUAAUACCCCUACCCAACCCCACCCUCCAUCGGAAGUUCCUCGACAAGCUUCUGGAACCUCCCCAGGACCUCCUCGAACCUUCCAGAAACACCAAUUACUCGCAGACUCCAAACCCCAAGUACACACCAUUGGAGCAACAAGUGGUCGAGCUCAAAAAUAGGUACCCGGACGUGCUCCUGAUGAUUGAGGUCGGGUAUAAGUACAGAUUUUUCGGGGAAGAUGCUGAAAAUGCAGCUAGAGUACUCGGUAUAUACGCCCACAUGGACCGGAAUUUCCUGACUGCAAGCGUGCCCACUUUCAGGUUGAAUGUGCACUUGAGGAGGCUUGUUAGCGCAGGGUACAAAGUGGGAGUAGUGAAACAGACUGAAACGGCAGCCAUUAAGGCCCACGGGUCUAAUAAGAUGGGCCCAUUUUGUCGUGGACUUUCAGCGCUGUACACGAAGGCAACAUUGGAGGCCGCCGAGGAUUUGGGGGGUGGGGAUGAAGGAUGUGGGCCACGUAAUAAUUAUUUGUUCUGUGUUGUGGAGAAAAUGGUGGGGAAUGUGGAGAAUAAGCUGGACGUGAAGAUUGGGGCUGUGGGGGUCGAGGUAUCGACUGGGGAUGUUGUUUAUGGGGAGUUUGAUGAUAAUUUUAUGAGGGCGCGUUUGGAAGCUAUGAUUUUGCAGUUGUCACCGGUUGAGUUGCUUCUUGGAGGGAACCUGUCUAAGCAGACAGAGAAGUUAUUAUUGGAUUAUGCUGGGCCUUCCUCAAAUGUUCGAGUUGAGUAUGCUUCAGAAGAUUUCUUACACGACCAUGACGCUCGAGCUGAAGUGAUAUUACAAUAUGAUAACUUAAACCAGAGGGAGCUUACUGAUAUUUCUUUUGUUAUCUAUUUCAAUCUAAAGGGGAUUAUGGCUAUGCCUGAUUUGGCUAUUCAAGCACUAGCCUUAACCAUUCAUCAUCUGAAACAAUUUGGAUUUGAACGAAUUCUGUGUUUGGGGGCUUCAUUUCGGCCCUACUCUGGCAUCAAUGAGAUGACCCUUUCAGCUAAUGCACUGCAACAACUUGAGGUUCUGAAGAAUAAUUCUGAUGGAUCUGAGCGUGGCUCUCUUUUGCAAUGCAUGAAUCAUACGUUGACCGUAUUUGGGUCGAGGCUUCUCAGACACUGGGUGACUCAUCCUUUAUGCGACAGGAGCAUGAUAUACGCACGUCUAGAUGCCAUUUCUGAAAUUCUAGAGUCCAUGGGUUCUGCUAAAACUUCUGAGAUCGAUUUGGAAGAUGAGAAUUCUAAUGUGACUAUCGUGCACCCUGAUCUUCAUCAUUUACUAUCAUCUGUUUUGACCACAUUGGGAAGAGGACCUGAUGUUCAACGUGGAAUUACAAGGAUUUUUCAUCGAACUUCCACGGCAUCCGAGUUCAUUGCAGUUAUUCAAGCUAUUGCAUUUGCUGGAAGAAAGCUUCAGCAACUCCACGUUGAAACAGCUGACAGAAGCAAGAAUCUACAAAGCGGAGCCUCUGUGCACUCUGUUCUGUUGAGAAAGUUGAUCAUGACAUCAUCAUCUCCUAAUAUUACUGGUACUGCAGCAAAACUCUUGUCGAAACUUAACAAAGAAGCUGCCUGUCAAAAUGAUCUUCACAGUCUGUUUAUACUCUCUGAUGGGAGUUUCCCCGAGGUUGCUGUUGCAAAGACCAAGGUUCAGUCGGCAAAUGAAAUGUUAGAUAAAUUACUUCCUUUAUAUAGAAAACAACUGCGCAUGAGCAACCUAGAAUUUACGAGUGUAUCCGGAGUCACACAUUUGAUAGAGCUAGCCUUUGAUGUGAAGGUACCUUCAGACUGGGUUAAAGUAAACAGUACCAAGAAAACAAUUAGAUAUCACCCACCUGAAGUAUUGAAGGCCCUGGAUCAGUUAACUCUGACAAAAGAGGAACUCUCUAUUGUCUGUCGAGCCACGUGGGAUGAUUUCUUGCGGACAUUUGCUGGAUACUAUUCUGAGUUUCAAGGCGCUGUUCAAGCAUUUGCUACAUUGGAUUGUCUUUAUUCUCUUGCAAUGCUUUCUAGGAUGAAGAAUUAUGUUCGCCCUGUUUUUACCAGUGAUGAUGAGCCCGUUCAGAUUGAGAUCAAAUCCGGUCGACAUCCUGUUAUGGAGAACAUCUUGCAGGAUAAUUUUGUUCCCAAUGAUACGAAUUUGCAUGCCGAGGGGCAGUACUGUCAGAUUGUCACUGGGCCGAAUAUGGGUGGAAAGAGUUGCUAUAUUCGCCAAGUUGCUCUUAUAGCUCUCAUGGCUCAGAUCGGCUGCUUUGUGCCGGCAUCAUCAGCAAGGCUGCACGUGCUGGACGGCAUCUACACCCGAAUGGGAGCCUCCGAUAGCAUUCAGCUCGGGAAAAGCACUUUCUUGGAAGAAUUAAGCGAGACAUCUCAUAUACUCGAGCACAGCACAUCUCGUUCGUUGAUCAUAAUAGAUGAGCUCGGGCGAGGCACGAGCACACAUGAUGGUGUGGCAAUUGCAUAUGCUACCUUGCACUAUCUUUUGCAGCACAAGAAAUCUAUGGUCCUGUUCGUGACUCACUAUCCUGAAAUAGUUGACGUAAAAAAUGAAUUCCCGGGCUCUGUGGAGGCAUACUAUGUUUCUUAUUUGACGCCACAAAAAGAGACGGAUGUUGACUUUGACGUUGACCCGGAGCAUGAUGAUGUCACCUACCUUUACAAACUUGUUCAUGGUGUUUCUGAGAGAAGUUUCGGGUUUAAGGUUGCGGAGCUUGCGCAGUUACCUUCCUCGUGCAUUAGACGUGCUGUUGAAAUGGCAGCAAGAUUAGAAGCAGAAGUACGCAAAAGAGAGAAAAACAAGCUGCUAUCGAACAUUAGAAUUUCCAUCGAAAAAUCAGGACAUGAAGAGAUCUUAGGAGAAGUUGAGGAGGGUUACAGGGAGUUUUUCUUUCACAUAAAUCUUGCAUUGAACAAUGAAGAAGAUUUCGGAAAGAGGCUCGACAGUUUGAAGCUCGCCAAAACUCUUGCAAUGGAGCUGGUGAAUAAUAGGUAA